Molecule: messenger RNA, 1244 nt
Organism: Budorcas taxicolor (takin)
Lineage: Eukaryota; Metazoa; Chordata; Mammalia; Artiodactyla; Bovidae
Gene: PRKRA
Product: protein activator of interferon induced protein kinase EIF2AK2
Exons: 8
Coding region: 51-992 (313 amino acids)
Source: RefSeq, a predicted model, not a curated record
GGACGUCGCUCUACACUGCUCUUGCUCCCGCAAAGCCGUCCCUUCUUGCCAUGUCUCAGAGCAGACAUCGCGCCGCGGCUCCGCCGAUGGAGCGCGAGGACAGCGGAACCUUCAGUUUGGGGAAGAUGAUUACAGCUAAGCCAGGGAAAACACCGAUUCAGGUAUUACACGAAUACGGCAUGAAGACCAAGAACAUCCCGGUUUAUGAAUGUGAAAGAUCCGAUGUGCAAAUACACGUGCCCACUUUCACCUUCAGAGUAACCGUUGGUGACAUAACCUGCACAGGUGAAGGUACAAGUAAGAAGCUGGCGAAACAUAGAGCUGCAGAGGCUGCCAUAAACAUUUUGAAAGCCAAUGCAAGUAUUUGCUUUGCAGUUCCUGAUCCCUUAAUGCCUGACCCUUCCAAGCAACCAAAGAACCAGCUUAAUCCUAUUGGCUCAUUACAGGAAUUGGCUAUUCAUCAUGGCUGGAGACUUCCUGAAUAUACCCUUUCCCAGGAGGGAGGACCUGCUCAUAAGAGAGAAUAUACCACAAUUUGCAGGCUUGAAUCAUUCAUGGAAACUGGAAAGGGGGCAUCAAAGAAACAAGCCAAGAGAAAUGCUGCUGAGAAAUUUCUUGCCAAAUUCAGUAAUAUUUCUCCAGAGAACCACAUUUCUUUGACAAAUAUGGUGGGGCAUUCUUUAGGUUGUACUUGGCAUUCCUUAAGGAAUUCUCCUGGUGAAAAGAUCAACUUACUGAAAAGAAGCCUCCUCAGUAUUCCAAAUACAGAUUACAUCCAGCUGCUUAGUGAAAUUGCGAAGGAACAAGGUUUUAAUAUAACAUAUUUGGAUAUAGAAGAACUGAGUGCGAACGGACAGUACCAGUGUCUCGCUGAACUGUCCACCAGUCCCAUUACGGUCUGUCAUGGCUCGGGGAUCUCCUGCAGCAGUGCGCAGAGUGAUGCAGCUCACAAUGCUUUGCAGUAUUUAAAGAUAAUAGCAGAAAGAAAGUAAACUUGGAACAACUGAGAAAACCCUCCAGUAGCACCUAAGAAGUUCCCCUUUCACCCCGUCCCAAGUAAAACAUGUAUUAUAAUGUUUGAGUUUGUGUGUUGGUUUUAAAUCUCUUCAUAGAUUCCAUCAACACUCCAGAUUUAAUUAUCUCCUAGUAGUUGUUACUAAGAUGUUUUUAAUGGCUUCAACUUUGUAUUGGUAUAUUGUAUUUAUAAACUUUGUACCAUAGGCAGAGUGUAGCACCCAUUUUCC